Molecule: messenger RNA, 3281 nt
Organism: Orbicella faveolata
Lineage: Eukaryota; Metazoa; Cnidaria; Anthozoa; Scleractinia; Merulinidae
Product: sorting nexin-20-like
Biological process (GO): protein transport
Cellular component (GO): early endosome membrane
Molecular function (GO): protein binding; phosphatidylinositol phosphate binding
Source: RefSeq, a predicted model, not a curated record
GAAGAUUUCCAGUGACUAAUUUUUUUUGCCUCGCCGUUUUCUUGCUGCUCCCUAACCGGACGCCUGGGAUGGAAGAUCAGACUUGAGACAAAUUUCUGGAUUUACUCGCUUCUAUGUGUGAUUAACCCUUGGCUACCAGCAGCUACCAGUUUCAAACUACAGACGAAUUGCGGAAUACCCUACAGACAUCAAAAUCAGCGAAAAAAAGCGAUGGAUAAACAAUGCCCUCUGGAAGUAAGAUAAGGCAUUUUGAUUUUGAUCGUCUAUCUCCUAAAACCUAUGGUAAACAUUCCCUUACGAAGUGUUGUAUUUUUUCCUUGACUGUUCAGUAGGCAAAUUGGUCAUCAUUAACAUCUUGAACUUGGGUUGCCUGUGGUUUACCUACCUUCCCAUGUUGCUUUGAGUGCGACAACAGUUGUGUUUAUAAACGCUUGAGAGAUUCUGGAGGCCGUGGUGUGAUUACAGUUUCACUAGAGAAAUGCGGUGUGAUGGGUUCGUCUUGGUAUUUUGACGAGACUACUGAUGAUCCUGGACAAUCUCCACUCGACAACAUAUCUUUCAAUGGACAACUUGUCAAUGCUGUGGGACGAAUGAUCUAUGCCGAAAAGGGUGUUGUAUACGUGGAUUCAGACAAUGAGGAGGAGGAUCUUGAUACUCUGGACAGCACUUGCAGAGGCCAUGGAAUAUCGGUCUUUAGUGAUCCUCAAAAUACAACAUUUCAAAUUGUUUCAACCAGGAUUCACAACGAAGGCAAGCAUGUGAUUUACUGUGUAAUGGUUUUGAGAACAGACCAUGUUGACACGGAGAAAGUAAUGGUGGAAAGAAGGUACUCAGAUUUUGCAGCUCUCUACAAAGCAAUCAAGAAAGACCAUCCCUUUUUAAUAAAAGAUGUUGACUUCCCUGGAAAAGUACUUUUUCAAAAAAAGAACCUGAAUCCUGAAUUAAUUGAAUCUAGACGCAUUGCCUUUCAGGCAUUUCUACAGACAAUUUACAAAUACGCAGAAGUGCGUCAACAUCAAGCUUUCAAAGAAUUCUUCUAUCUUCCAGGAUUACGAGAAGCAACAGAUAAUCUGAAAAGUGGUGAACUGGAAAAUAGCUUAGAACUAUUUCUAAACAGUCUGCAUCUUCAAGUUAAGUUGUGUGACAAAGGGAGAGAGAUCAUUGCUACUUUAGGCGCAAUUGUUGACGUACUUGAGGCUCAAGGUAAACUCGAAGAUGCUGAGCGUUAUGCAACAGCAGCCCUUGAAUUACAUGUAGCCCAAAAUGAUUACUUGUGCCCCCAUGUGAUUCCCUUGUUGGACACGGUGGCAAGGUUAAGAUGGAAACUGCAAAUGGACAAGAGAACUAUAGAAAGGCAUUUAAAACAUGUUCAAAAAAUGAGUGGGAUAGAGACAGACCAGGCUUUUACACUUCGAGAACUUGCAGUUACAAGAUUUGACAAGGAGAAGUAGAAGUGCCAAUAUCAUCAUCCUUUACAAUUACAACAACUUGAUCUGUUUUGGACAAGAAAACUAGGGCAAUAUGCAUGUCUUAUGACAAAAUUGGAACACCUUUCAGUUUUAUUACUGGCAUAUGGAUUGUUUAAUCUCCAGCUCAACUCUGAUUGGUUGCGACAAGAAUAUAAAUUUUCCAGCAGGAAUUUCAUUUUUGGGGUUUUCAGUUUGAGCUGAAGAUUCUCUAAGGUAGUAUGGUAGGUUAUUUGAGUUAUUAGCCUUUAGAUACACCAUCCCAUUCAACCAUCGCAAUCUGUUCACUUACUCACUAACUUAAAAUAAAAUUAUUUAAAAUAAAAUUGCUAUAAUUUAUUCUUGUUGAUUGAGGGCAUCUAGCUCUUCUAUGCUGGAUAAUUAAUUUAUACAGUAAGAAGUUGUGAUGUCAUAUUUAAACAUUGAGAUUUGUAGCAGUGAAUCUAGUUUAUGCAUGAUAGUUUAUUGUUAAGGACUCAGUUUGAGUUAUCUGCUUUGGCCGUUAGGCUUCUACAAGUAGAGCAUAUCAACUUUCUGAGGCUUGAAAAUCCUUGCUAUCAUGCCCAAUCUCAUCUAAUAAAUGCAUUACAUAAUACCAGCAUUUAUACCAUGCCAUACAGGAAAGCCUUUGUAUUAUAUUAUUUGAUGGUGUUACAUCCAACCUUCCUAUCAUGCCUGCGUGUAUGUCACAUGUAAUUGUAUUGGUCACUGUAUUUUCUAUGGCAUGGUAUAAAAUAGUUAUGCAACGUUUACUCAUGGUAUACCAUGUAAUGUAAAGGCUUGUCACGUGUGUAUACUGAGAAAAUUCAAGUGACUCAUGGGACAUUCUAUAGUAUACCACUCAAAAGUGUUGCAUAACUACAUAUAUAUAUAUAUAUUCCAGGUAUAUAUCCAAGUGGAAAUCAUAGCACUGUAAAUACUUUUGUGUAAAUAACCAAACAAAUCUAAAUACAUUAUAGAAUACAGUAUAAUGUAAAUUAUAAUUAUAUUAAUUACAGAGCAUAUGUAUGGCCUAAUGACAAAAUUUUAAGGCAGACCAUUGCAUGGUCUAUCAAAGUUGUCUCAAGUUUAUUUGGGACAAUGUAAGAGAAGUUGUAUAAUAUCAUGACUGAAAAUAUUCUUUGAACUUUUAGAGGUACAUUAAGAGUUAUUACAUCCAAAUGUUAAUAUUUUCUAACACUUCACUUUCACAGUUACACUAAGUCAGUGAGUUACGUAUCUUUGGGUUAUGUGCCACAUGGCACAUAUAGGGACUGACUAAGGUGAUUUGCUAACCUGAGUGUUUUGAAUGACCAAAUGACUACUGGUAUUUGGCAAAUAAAUAGAUAUCUAGCUUGUGUGCAAAUAGAUAAAAAUGAUGCCUGUAUGCAAACUCCUACAUGUGUGAAAAGAUUGGAUAUGAGAGUGGAAUAAACUCUGCUAAGAGUCACGGGAAGCGACAAAGAAAAGGUCUCUUCUCCCUACCCACAGGUUAUCAGAUGUUGAUCAAUAUCAGGAUCGAUUGACCUGAGAUCAUGAGGCACAAUGCAUCCAUUGCCAUGUUCACACACCUGAACCUUUUCCAGAGACAUACAUCGAAGAGAAACAGUUCAUACAAAAGAACAAAGCACAUUACAAUGUAUAUUAUUUAUUCAAUUUGUCCACAGCACUUGACACUUGAAUCAAAUCAGCUUGAAUUCAUGGGUCAAAUUGUGAGAACAAAGCAUUAAGCUUGUGACAAGAUAUCUCCAUCUUACGUUAAUCUGGCAAUUCACUACUAGCUGGCACUAGUUAAAAUACUUGAAUAUUAAAUAAAGAAUGUAAUAUAUUGAAUGA